Candidula unifasciata is the source of this 1077-nucleotide messenger RNA. The record is from the annotation of a GenBank genome assembly. Lineage: Eukaryota; Metazoa; Mollusca; Gastropoda; Stylommatophora; Geomitridae.
AUGCCUUGCAAAGAUGUGUUCAACAUAAUGACAUCCGAAGUUGGAGAUUACCUCUGUCCGGACGGACUCCGCGAUGAAAUUAGCAAAAACAUUAAGAACUUGCUAAUAAUUGACUGCCGUUCGCAAUCGGAAUAUACUCGUUCUCACAUCAGAGGAGCUAUCAAUGUCACGCUGCCAUCAUUAAUGCUCAAAAGAUUAAAACGAGGAAAUUUGAAUAUUUCCUCCGUGAUUCAGAACAAUGAAGCUAAAGAACGUUUUACGAAGUAUUCCAAAACCGCCACAAUUGUGUUGUACGACGAGUGCUCUACUGAUAUCAACGCUAACCAAUCUUCCGUGAUCAGCUUGUUGGUGAAAAAGUUGAGACAGGAUGGUUGCCGGGCAACUUUUCUUCUUGGUGGGUUCUCAACUUUUGAAGAACGGUUCCCUGAAUACUGCCAGAGUCAGGACCAGGAGAGCAACAUCAUUGGCUUAUGCAAUCUCAGAAUAUCUGAUGAGCCUAAAUUCAGUGACAGCGACAAUUUGUCCACCUGUAGCACAGCUAGCCCCAUCACCUGCCCAUUCCCUGUUCAAGUGUUGCCAUACCUCUACCUCGGAAGUGCAAAGAACUCAGCAGAUUUGAACCAGCUCAAAAAGUAUGGUAUCUCUUACAUCCUGAAUGUGACCGCCAAUGUCCCCAACACAUUUGAAGAUGAGAAGAAUUUUAAAUACCUGCAGAUACCAAUCUCCGACCACUGGUCUCAGAAUCUCUCAUCGUUCUUUCCACAAGCAAUCAAAUUUAUUGAUGAAGCACGAAACAAUCAGAAAGGCAUCCUUGUCCACUGUUUAGCAGGUAUCAGUCGAUCUGUCACAGUCACAGUUGCUUAUUUAAUGUGCCGAGAAAACAUGACAUUAAAUCAAGCAUAUGAUCAUGUGAAAAUGUGCAAGCCCAACAUUUCUCCAAACUUCACUUUUAUGGGCCAGCUUCUUGACUUUGAGAAGGACCUGCAUGGGGAAAAAGGAACAGAUUCUGGGGAUGAGAGUCUCAAUAGUGAUUCUGAGAAGCUGAGUCCCACAAGCAGCAGCAGUAGUCCCCUUUGA